CUGUGGAUAUUGCUCUCUCUCAAGAUAGACUUUAGCACUCGGGACAUUUUGAACAGGAUAAUGCUUUGUUGUGUUGUGGAGGGGGCUGUCCUAUGCAUUAUAAAGUUGUUUGGCAGCAUCCUUGGUCUCUAUUCAUUAGAUGCCACUCACACCUCAUCAAUUGGGGCAUCAAAGCUUUCCGCUUGGCCCUCAUCCAGCUUCACAUUUCUUCCAUCAAAUCAGAAAACGUCACUCGAGCUUGUAGCCUCAUCCGGGAGGCAGCAGCGCAAGGAGCCAAAAUAGUUUCUUUGCCGGAAUGCUUUAAUUCUCCAUAUGGAGUGAAAUAUUUUCCUGAAUAUGCAGAGAAAAUUCCUGGUGAAUCCACACAGAAACUUUCUGAAGUAGCAAAGGAAUGCAGCAUAUAUCUCAUUGGAGGCUCUAUCCCUGAAGAGGAUGCUGGGAAAUUAUAUAACACCUGUACUGUGUUUGGGCCUGAUGGAACUUUACUAGCAAAGUACAGAAAGAUCCAUCUGUUUGACAUUGAUGUUCCUGGGAAAAUUACAUUUCAAGAAUCUAAAACACUGAGUCCGGGUGAUAGUUUCUCCACAUUUGAUACUCCGUACUGCAGAGUGGGUCUGGGCAUCUGCUAUGACAUGCGGUUUGCAGAGCUUGCACAGAUCUACACGCAGAGAGGCUGCCAGCUGUUGGUAUAUCCAGGAGCUUUCAAUCUGACCACUGGACCAGCCCAUUGGGAGUUGCUUCAGCGAUGCAGAGCUGUUGAUAAUCAGGUGUAUGUGGCCACAGCCUCACCUGCCCGGGAUGACGAAGCCUCCUAUGUUGCCUGGGGACACAGCACCGUGGUGAACCCUUGGGGGGAGGUCCUAGCCAAAGCGGGCACAGAAGAAACAAUUGUGUAUUCAGACAUAGACCUGAAGAAGCUGGGUGAAAUACGCCAGCAAAUCCCCAUUUUUAGACAGAAGCGAUCAGACCUGUAUGCAGUGGAGAUGAAAAAGCCCUAAAGUUUCUGUUUGUAAUGUGUCACAGAACAGGAAGAUAUGAUUCUGCAACAUAAUCAACUCCCUAUUAAAUUCUUUAAUGAAUAUUUUUUUUUUU
Sapajus apella (tufted capuchin) is the source of this 1092-nucleotide messenger RNA. RefSeq names its product nitrilase family member 2 (gene NIT2). Lineage: Eukaryota; Metazoa; Chordata; Mammalia; Primates; Cebidae. The coding region runs from base 93 to 998 and encodes 301 amino acids. Gene Ontology annotation, molecular function: omega-amidase activity. Gene Ontology annotation, cellular component: mitochondrion. Gene Ontology annotation, biological process: oxaloacetate metabolic process; L-glutamine metabolic process. The transcript has 10 exons. The record is from RefSeq and is a predicted model, not a curated record.